CGCUCAGCAUCGAGAUCAAAAGAUUUCGAGGUCAUCGACUCCACUGUGAAAUUUGUGCCAACCCCCGAAGGGGAGUUGCAACAAAAAAAGAGUGUCACACAUACGGUAUCCCUCCACGAAAUCGACGUGAUCAAUUCUCAGGCUCGAGGAGUCCUUUCGUUGUUUGCUGGCGAUACUGGAGAAAUUUCUGCGGAGAUCCGAUCGCGCAUAGAUGAGCGAGUUCGCGAGUGGGUAUCCACUGGAAAGGCUGAGAUAGUACCUGGGGUCUUGUUCAUCGAUGAAGUUCAUAUGUUAGAUUUGGAGUGUUUCUCAUUUUUGAAUAAUGCGAUUGAACAGGAAAUGUCGCCAACUAUGGUGAUGGCAACUAAUAGAGGAAAUGUGAAGAUUAGAGGAACGAAUGAAGUCUCUCCACAUGGUAUUCCAGGCGACUUCUUGGAUAGACUAAUCAUAGUUAAUACUCAAGAAUACACUUUGGAUGAAAUACGACUGAUUCUGAGUGUCAGAGCAGAGGAAGAAGGAGUCAAACUGACUGCUGGAGCUCUGGACGCCCUUAAAGAGACUGCAAAAGGCGCGAGUCUGAGAUAUGCCAUGCAACUCAUCUCGUUGGCGAUGAUCAAAGCGAAAAAGAGAGGAGAAGAGGUUGUUGAUACGAUCGAUAUCCAGAGGAUGUAUGAGCUCUACUUUGACGCGUCGAGAUCGAGCAGACUCAUGCAACCGGAGACGAAGAUGGAUGAGAACUGA
This is a messenger RNA of Entamoeba invadens IP1, 741 nucleotides long. RefSeq names its product ruvB family DNA helicase, putative. Lineage: Eukaryota; Evosea; Mastigamoebida; Endamoebidae. The record is from RefSeq and is a predicted model, not a curated record. The annotation marks the transcript as partial. The transcript has a single exon. Gene Ontology annotation, molecular function: ATP binding; DNA helicase activity. Gene Ontology annotation, biological process: chromatin remodeling; regulation of transcription by RNA polymerase II; box C/D snoRNP assembly. Gene Ontology annotation, cellular component: NuA4 histone acetyltransferase complex; Swr1 complex; R2TP complex.